This is a messenger RNA of Rhea pennata, 975 nucleotides long. NCBI's taxonomy places the organism in Eukaryota, Metazoa, Chordata, Aves, Rheiformes, Rheidae. The record is from the annotation of a RefSeq genome assembly.
AUGUGACUCACCACAUUAAACUAUCUUAUUAUGUCCCUGUCAUAUGCUAUUCCAAUCCUAAUCGCAGUAGCCUUCCUCACACUGGUCGAACGAAAAGUCCUAAGCUACAUACAAGCCCGAAAAGGGCCUAACAUCGUAGGCCCAUUCGGGCUCUUACAGCCCGUAGCAGACGGGAUUAAGCUAUUUAUUAAAGAGCCAAUUCGCCCUACAACUUCCUCACCCCUCCUAUUUAUUAUAACCCCUAUUCUGGCUCUAUUACUAGCCAUCACCAUCUGAAUCCCCCUCCCCCUCCCCUUCUCCCUCACCGAUUUAAAUCUUGGACUGCUAUUUCUACUGUCUAUAUCUAGCCUGGCAGUUUACUCAAUCCUAUGAUCAGGCUGAGCCUCAAACUCAAAGUACGCUCUCAUUGGAGCCCUACGAGCAGUAGCUCAAACCAUCUCAUAUGAAGUAACACUGGCAAUCAUCCUCCUAUCUGUAAUUGUCCUAAGCGGGAACUACACACUUAGCACUCUCGCAGUCGCUCAGGAGCCCCUCUUCUUGAUCUUCGCCACCUGACCCCUAGCAAUAAUAUGAUAUAUCUCCACACUUGCAGAGACAAACCGAGCCCCCUUUGACUUAACUGAGGGGGAGUCAGAACUUGUCUCAGGAUUUAACGUAGAAUACGCCGCCGGCCCUUUCGCCCUAUUCUUCCUAGCCGAGUACGCUAACAUUAUACUAAUGAACAUAUUAACCACUAUCCUAUUCCUUAACCCCAGCUCCCUUAACCUCCCACCCGAGCUAUUUCCCCUAGCCCUGGCCACUAAUACCCUUAUGCUGUCCUCGGGGUUUCUAUGAAUCCGAGCCUCCUACCCACGCUUUCGCUACGACCAACUAAUACACCUCCUAUGAAAAAACUUCUUACCCCUGACGCUAGCCCUAUGCCUGUGACACGCUAGCAUACCCAUCUCCUAUGCUGGCCUCCCCCCUUACCUAAGG